UCCUCCUCUAGAAAAAGCAUUAAUUUCAUAAUCUUUAAGCUGCUGGGAGGAAGCUCGCUCUUCAAUGGAUGGAGAUUGCAAGUUGUUUAAAAAGUCGAUUGAGAUGAUGAUGAAGCCGAUUCAGGAAGGUGCACGAUGAAAUGAGAGAGCUUAUCGCCAGAUCAAACCAAGCUUUAGCUUAGCAAGAGGAAGAUGUCGGUGGCUUCGUAACCGGUUUAAACCGAUACGAAACUGGAAACUAACUAAUUUUAUCAACUAAACCGGAUUUGUUGAGAUAGCCAUAGCCCCAAUCAGAUGAUUUUAGAAAGCCGACCAAAAUUAAUUUCAAAAUCAACCAGUGUGAUUGGGUUGGGGCGGGGGUUGAUUUUAUGAUAACUUUACAAAAGUAUAAGGGAAUAAAAAUAAAUUUAACUUUCGUCUUCGUUUCUCCUCAGCUCCAUUUGUAUAUAUAAAUAGAUAUAAGAGAAUACACUGACAUCAAUUAAUCUGCUCCGAAUCCAAGCUUAUUGUCUUUUUUUCUCCGAUAUUUUUAAUUUAAAAAAAAAAUUAGGUCAAUUGUUUAAUCAGAAAAUUAAGUUCUGUCCCCUUCCUUCCUUCCUUCUUUUUUUUUGGUCUAGAUUUAUUCCAGAUCAAGUAAUACUUAUUUUUUAAAACUCUUGACGUUUGCUUGCAGAGAUCCUCUGAAUCUGGUUGACACUAGAUGGGUUCUACUCCUAAGUCAGUUGUUGACAUGAUCGAAGCUUCCUCCAAGGUUCAUUACUCUGGUUUCCACAUGAACGGUCACAUCAAUGGAGUUGAACCAAGUGCGUUACAGGGAACCACCUCUGCUUCUGCUAUAUCAUCAGACAUUCAAAGGCAGCCUUUUGUGAUUGGUGUUGCUGGAGGCGCAGCAUCCGGAAAGACAUCUGUUUGUGAUAUGAUUAUUCAGCAAUUGCAUGAUCAGCGUGUUGUUCUUGUUAACCAGGACUCGUUCUACCACAGUUUGACUGAAGAAGAACUUGCUAGGGUUCAUGAGUACAACUUUGAUCAUCCAGACGCAUUUGACACGGACCAUUUGUUGUCUUGCAUGGAGAAACUGAGGCAAGGACAAGCGGUGGAUAUUCCAAAAUACGACUUCAAGACUUACAAAAGCAGCGUUUCUAGAAGGGUAAACCCUUCGGAUGUAAUAUUACUUGAAGGGAUACUUCUGUUCCAUGAUCCACGAGUCCGAGGAUUGAUGAACAUGAAGAUCUUUGUGGAUACAGAUGCUGAUGUACGCUUGGCAAGAAGGAUAAAACGAGAUACUUCUCAAAAUGAUAGAGAUAUUGGCACAGUACUCGACCAGUACUCAAAGUUUGUGAAGCCUGCUUUUGAUGACUUCAUUCUUCCAACGAAGAAGUAUGCAGACAUCAUCAUUCCUCGUGGUGGGGAUAAUCACGUAGCGAUUGACUUAAUCGUGCAACAUAUUUGCACCAAGCUGGGCCAGCAUGAUCUCUGUAAAAUAUACCCUAAUCUAUAUGUCAUACAAUCAACAUUUCAGAUACGAGGGAUGCACACACUUAUACGUGAUUCCCAGACAACCAAACAUGAUUUUGUCUUUUAUUCUGAUCGAUUGAUCCGAUUGGUUGUAGAGCAUGGACUUGGACAUCUGCCUUUUACUGAAAUGCAGGUCAUCACUCCCACCGGCUCUGUAUAUUCGGGUGUGGAUUUCUGUAAACGGUUAUGUGGUGUCUCUGUGAUUAGGAGUGGUGAGAGCAUGGAGAAUGCGUUGCGGGCAUGUUGCAAAGGUAUCAAAAUAGGGAAGAUCCUAAUUCACAGGGAAGGCGACAACGGUCAACAGCUUGUUUAUGAGAAACUGCCUAAUGAUAUCUCGGAAAGGCAUGUCCUCUUACUCGAUCCUAUCCUCGGCACAGGAAACUCAGCAGUUCAAGCUAUCAAUCUUCUUAUAAGCAAAGGUGUACCUGAAGGAAACAUCAUAUUUCUAAACCUUAUAAGCGCGCCUCAAGGUGUUCAUGUGGUGUGCAAGAAGUUUCCAAGAUUAAAGAUAGUUACAUCAGAGAUUGAACACGGUCUUAACGAAGAGUUCCGUGUCAUUCCCGGUAUGGGUGAAUUUGGAGACCGUUAUUUCGGUACCGACGAUGAUUAGAAGAUCGGUGAUACACACUUACAGCCAAAUCAUCUUUAAAAUCUUCUGGUUUACCUACCCCACAUAAAGAACCCUUCAAGCUCUGGGAACAAUUUUGAUUUACUUCAAGAAUACCCCCAGUGAGGGGUUUGAUUGAUCGAACUCAGAACUUGGAAUUCAUGUAUCUUACAUAUAUAUUAUGUAUCCUUAAAACUCUUGAUAAAAAAAAAAACUUCAUAUCCUUUUUAAUA
Messenger RNA from Raphanus sativus (radish), 2355 nucleotides. RefSeq names its product uridine kinase-like protein 4. The transcript has 15 exons. Lineage: Eukaryota; Viridiplantae; Streptophyta; Magnoliopsida; Brassicales; Brassicaceae. The coding region runs from base 701 to 2125 and encodes 474 amino acids. Gene Ontology annotation, molecular function: kinase activity; ATP binding. Gene Ontology annotation, cellular component: cytoplasm. The record is from RefSeq and is a predicted model, not a curated record.